Messenger RNA from Amphimedon queenslandica, 367 nucleotides. RefSeq lists its product as uncharacterized. The record is from RefSeq and is a predicted model, not a curated record. Gene Ontology annotation, biological process: signal transduction. The transcript is spliced from 2 exons. The coding region runs from base 33 to 353 and encodes 106 amino acids. Lineage: Eukaryota; Metazoa; Porifera; Demospongiae; Haplosclerida; Niphatidae. Gene Ontology annotation, molecular function: protein binding.
UCCAUUGCAGAGCAAGCUCAGCAGGUUUCAUAAUGUCUACUGUAAGAAGGAGAGUGUUUCUUUUGGGUAUCAACCAGUUGAGGUUAGUAAGAGAUGUCUUGAAGGAAAGUAACUUCAUUGAUGCUAAAUGGUUUGAUCUUGGAGUGGAAUUAGACCUACCUUAUCCUCAAUUGAAGAAUAUUGAAGAUACUUAUGUGAAUAAUCCAUCACGUUGCUUGAGGGAGUGCUUGAGCUUGUGGUUGACUUCAGCUAAUAAUUGUACUUGGGAAUCAUUAGCUAGUGCACUUGAGAGAAUGAAUCAAAAACCAGCUGCUACAUAUGGGGUGCCAUUUGAGUCAAAAUUGAAGUUAUAACUAGCAGAUUCAAA